AUGGUACUCUGCUCAAGCCUUGGAGGGCACACCCCUUCAUCCAUAGCGGUAGCUGCAGAUGAGCUCCGGAUCCAGGCACUGCGCCAGGACUUGCCCCUCCAGUGUCCUCCGAAGGAUGAUGCGGAGACCUGGGGCCACCCUCGCGUGCCGCUGAGACUUCCCAUAAUUGUGCUGACCAAUCUGGCAAGAGAGCAACUGGAGCGCCCCUCUGAGGGAGCAGGAUCUGGCCUGCCUAUCGACAGUUCGAGACCUCUCCAACACCCAUAUGGGCCACCACCUGCUGUUGUGGAGGAGUCCCUAGCAACAGCAGAACUAAAUAGCUCUUAUGGUCUGGCAGGCGGGAGGCAGAGGGGCCAGGAUUCUUUUCAUCUGUCCCAGGAAUUCUCUGGCAACUCUCCUGCACUGAUGAUCGGGGGCACAAGGGUCAGCAAUGAGAGAGAAGACAAUAAUGCAAGGUUAUAUGUGGCUUUGCCACAAAGUCAGGGGUUCUUGCCACCCAGGAGCCCACAAGUAAGAGGCCGUCCAUGCAUGCUGUGCACUGUUCGAUCAGGGAUAAUGAUGGAGCUGCCUCCAGGAAAUAGGAGAACGGCUGGCAAGGGAAGGCUGGCUCACGUUUAUUUCCCCUUGAGGGGCCCUCAGCACCCUGUGGAAUAUUGGCCAUGGCCUAUCCCCUUGUCUUCUAGUACCCCAGGUGUACCUGCUGGCGUUGCUGCUCAUUGCUUCAUUUGUCCUCGACCUCCCAGUUUCAAUCCAUUUCUUGUUAUGCCUGUAUCUUUUGCUCCUGCCCCCAAAUUUGGUCCUCUACUGCCUUCUUAUUUUGCCAGUUUCCCUUCUUGGGGCAUGCCACCUCCUGCAUCCUCAAGCAGGAAACACAAAUGA
This is a messenger RNA of Manis javanica (Malayan pangolin), 879 nucleotides long. The record is from RefSeq and is a predicted model, not a curated record. Lineage: Eukaryota; Metazoa; Chordata; Mammalia; Pholidota; Manidae.